GCGGUGCUGCUGCCACUGCUGCACAAGGGCCCCGCCUAAAAGGGCGAAUUCCCCAGCUGAAACCGGUCUUACAUAAUCCUAUUCAAAUUUUUCUCCUGAGCUUAUUUCACGCUGCAUUCUGAUCCUGCUCCAGCACUGCUUCUUCUUCCUGUCUCCUUUCUUAUCGCAGCAGCAGCAGCAGCUACACCUCCAAACCACCCCCAGAAUCGCCAGUUUGUCUGAGUCGUCCUUUCCCACUCUAACCCUUGUCCUAUUCUGACCUCCUUCUGGUUCCACUUCCUUCCAGCAAUCACUGCCUUUUCUCUACCAAGGGUGUUUUUACAUUUUCAGCAUGGAAUUUCAACAGUCUCAAUUAAACCAGCACGAUCAGCUCCAACUCCAAGACAGCGAUCAAUCUCAGAAUGAUUCGAUCAAUGAAAUAUUAUAUCCUUUGGCUUUGUUAAUGGAUGAACUAAAACAUGAUGAUGUUCAAACUCGUGUCCUUGCAACCCAACGUUUAGAUACCAUUGCAAUUGCUCUUGGUCCUGAAAGAGCUAGAAACGAACUAAUCCCUUUUCUUCAAGAUGUCGCCCAAGAUGACGAAGAAGAAGUCUUUGCUGUUUUAGCUGAAAAACUAAACUCGAAUUUCGUAAAUUACUUGGGUGGCCCCAGCUACGCUACUAUUUUACUACCAAUCCUACAAAUUUUGUGCUCAAUGGAAGAGCCUAUUGUUAGAGACAAGGCAAUUAAUUCAUUAAACGACUUGGCCACAAUCCUAUCCCAAAACCAAAUCAAUAACGAUUUCCUAAAUCUAAUCUCGCAACUAUCUCAAGGCGAUUGGUUUUCCUCAAGAGUAGCUUCCUGUGGCCUCUUCCGAUCAGUUUUAAUCAAAGUCGACUCAACCAAAAGAAAAAACCUUUUGUCCGCUUACUUGAAACUAAUCCAAGAUGAUUCUCCAAUGGUCAAAAGAGCUGCCGGUAACCAUUUAUCAAAUUUAAUAGACCUAUUGUCUCAACUAGAAAGCUUGCAUCAAAACAAAAACAAAAACACUCAAAAUAACCUCGAAAAUAGCAACAUCAACAACCUAGAGGCCAACACUGCUGACGACACCGAUAAUCUCAAAAUAGAUGACAAUAACCUAACUAUCACCGAUAAAAACGACACCCAUCCUAUAUCUCUCCCUGACCCCCCAAAUAACAAUGAUUGGGAAUUGAUCUUUCAAAUGUUCAACUCCCUAACAAACGACGAACAAGACUCUGUCAAAUUCUUGUCCGUCGACGUAUUAAUAUCGAUCCUCAACUACUUCAACCACCACAAAGAAGACUCUUCUCACAACCAAGACUUGCUAGAAAUCUUCUUAAAACUAUGCACCGAUGAAAGCUGGAGAGUUCGUUACAUGAUUGCUGAUAAAUUCCAAAAAAUUGCCCUCUAUUACAGCUCCGACGACAUCAAACUCAAAUUGCUUCCUCAAUUUAUCUCUCUAAUGCAAGACAACGAAGCAGAAGUUAGAAAAGCCAUUUCAAAACAGCUAACUGACUUCUCAAAAUUAAUACCCUCAAAGGAAAUCAUAAUAAAUAGAAUGAUCUAUCACGUCGUUGAAUUAGCUAAUGAUAAAAAUGAAGCCGUUAGAAGCUCCCUAGCAAGCGAAAUAACAGGUUUAGCUCCCCUAUUGGGCAAAACUCACACAACUAACUCACUUUUACCAAUCUUCUUAUCAAUGCUAAAGGACGACUUUCCAGAAGUCAGAUUGAACAUCAUAUCAAAACUAACCGUUGUCAAUGACGUUAUUGGCAUCAAAUUACUAUCAAACAGCUUGUUACCUGCAAUCACUGAACUAGCUAAAGACAAACAAUGGAGAGUUCGAUUGGCCAUCAUCAAACACAUCCCGCUAUUGGCAAAACAACUAGGUAUCACUUUUUUUAACAGAGAAUUGGGCUCUUUAUCAUUGUCUUGGUUGUGGGACUCUGUUUAUUCAAUUCGUAAUGCCGCUGUUAAUAACCUAAAACAAUUAACUGAAAUCUUUGGCGCUGAAUGGGCUAAAACUGAAGUUAUUAAAAAAAUCUUAAAUAAUGAAAUCUUGGAAAGUUACAGAUUGCAAAACCCAGAACUAUUUGAAAACCAAGGCGAAGUCACCCAAAAUCAACUUCAUAACCAAGUAAUUCAAAAUAGAACGGAUACAGGUGUCCUAUUUGACGAUACCUUUGAUGAAUUAAGUAGCUCGUUAAUGAACAACUUUAUCUACAGGAUCACUUGUUUAUUCACCUUGAAGAGUUUAACAAUUGCUCUUGCUAAUGACAAAGACUUAAUCAUAAAUGAUAUCUUGCCUUUCAUCUUGAAAAAUGCUAAAGAUGAUGUUGCAAAUAUUAGAUUUAACGUUGCAACAACUUUAUUAACAAUCACUCAAGUCUUAUUAAACAAGUUUUCCGAAAACAAUAGUGCUGACGACAAUUUGGAAAAUGUUAAUAAAAAUAUCAACUCCUUCAGCAUUCUUGAAAACAAUAAUAUUAACAAUAAUACUAACAACAUAAAUGAAAACGAUAAAAAAGAAGAUCCAAGUAAACUAAAAGUUGAUGACUCUCCUGAAGACAUUGAAAAAUACUUAAACAUUAUAAAUACUCAAAUUGUGAAAACUUUAACUCAACUAGCAUCCGAUAAAGAUGAAGAUGUUAGAUUCUUUUCAAAUAAAAGUCUCAAUGCUGUUCAAACUAUUUUAAGUGAAUUCAACAAAAAAGAUUCAAAGAUACAAGAAAAUACUGAAAGCCCAAAAUAGCUAGCUAAUCUUAAAUCUUUCAAAAAAAACAAUAAAAAAUAACAAUAAAAUAACAUUAAAGUGAAAUAAUUGGAAAAAUUGGAAAAAAUAAAUUUAUAAAAGCUCUUGGGAUUUUUUUUAAAAAUUUAAAAUAAAGACAAAUUCAAUAUUAGAAAUUUACUAAUCUAGAAAAAAAAUUUUUGUUAUAUGCUAUUUACAUACUUAUUUUAU
Ascoidea rubescens DSM 1968 is the source of this 2959-nucleotide messenger RNA. It is a transcript of the gene TPD3, whose product is annotated as protein phosphatase 2A structural subunit TPD3. Gene Ontology annotation, molecular function: protein phosphatase regulator activity; protein binding. The coding region runs from base 332 to 2749 and encodes 805 amino acids. NCBI's taxonomy places the organism in Eukaryota, Fungi, Ascomycota, Saccharomycetes, Ascoideales, Ascoideaceae. The record is from RefSeq and is a predicted model, not a curated record. Gene Ontology annotation, biological process: protein dephosphorylation. Gene Ontology annotation, cellular component: protein phosphatase type 2A complex; cytoplasm. The transcript is spliced from 2 exons.